Corylus avellana is the source of this 3287-nucleotide messenger RNA. The record is from RefSeq and is a predicted model, not a curated record. Lineage: Eukaryota; Viridiplantae; Streptophyta; Magnoliopsida; Fagales; Betulaceae.
AAUUUUUCUUUUGUUUAUGAGCUCAAGUUUGAAAUCUGCAAGAAUUUCCGCUUCUGCAAAUGAGUCUGAUCGCAUGGCGUUGCUUGACUUCAAGAAACGGAUUAGUGAAGACCCACUUCAAAUCAUGAGCUCAUGGAAUGACUCCACCCAUUUGUGCAACUGGUUCGGUGUUACAUGCAGCCCCUCCACUAAAAGAGUCAUGGUUCUCAACCUACAAGCUCAAAGAUUGGGUGGCAUCUUAACACCUUCUAUUGGAAAUCUUACUUACCUUAUUGGAAUCUACCUGAGAAACAACAGCUUCUAUGGUGAAAUUCCUCAACAAGUGGGAAGACUACAGCUCCUGCAGCAUCUCGACUUGAGAUGUAAUUUCUUCGGUGGGAACCUUCCAACGACUAAUCUAAGUCACUGUACACAACUUAGAGAGCUUGAUUUGGUUUACCUGAAACUUGCUGGGAACAACCUUACAGGAAGUAUCCCAGCGUGGAUAGGAAACUUUUCUUCUUUGUUUUAUCUUUCCCUUUUCCAGAACAAUCUAAAAGGGAGCAUACCAAGUGAGCUUGGCCGUCUACGCUUGGGAUAUUUGAGCCUUGCUGUGAAUAAUCUGUCUGGUACUAUCUCUCCUCUGAUUUAUAAUAUAUCUUCCAUAUACCAUUUCUCUGUUACAAGAAACCAGUUGCAUGGAAGCCUUCCUCCAGAUGUUGGCCUUACUCUUCCUAACCUUAAAAUAUUUUAUUUCGGUGCUAAUAGUUUCACAGGACAUAUUCCCUUGUCAUUGUCAAAUGCAUCCAGACUUUACAGGCUUGACUUUGGUGGAAAUGGUCUCACAGGGACGGUGCCUCAAAAUCUAGCAAGUUUACGUGGCUUGGUUUUCCUUAAUUUCCAAGACAAUAGACUUGAAAAUGGGAAAGUUGGUGACCUGAAUUUUCUAAGUUUUUUGGCAAAUUGUACCAGUUUGGAGGUCUUAGGUCUUGAUUUUAAUCAAUUCGGUGGAGUAUUGCCCAACUCUAUAGCCAACCUUUCCUCCCAGCUAAGUUGGCUUACUAUGGGUGAAAAUAUGAUACAUGGAGGCAUCCCUAUUGGGAUUGGGAACCUUGUUAACUUGACUGAUUUGGAAUUACAAGGUAACUAUUUGGGUGGUCCUCUCCCCGAUGCACUUGGAAAGCUCCAGCAGUUACAGGUUCUAUAUUUGAACAAUAACAAAUUUUCAGGGUCGAUUCCUUCCUCUUUAGGUAACUUAACUAAAUUGAUAAAGCUCUUCAUGGAUGAGAACAAAUUUGAGGGAAGUAUACCCCCAAGCCUAGGAAACUGCAAAAAUUUGCUUGAACUAAACCUUUCUACUAACAAUCUCAAUGAUACCAUACCAAAACAAGUUAUUGGUCUUUCAUCCCUUUCGAUUUAUUUGGUCAUGUCUCAAAAUUCUUUAACAGGUACACUACCAUUUGAAGUAGGUAACUUAAAAAAUCUUUGGAAGUUAGAUCUCUCAGAUAAUAGAUUAUUUGGUGAAAUUCCUGCUUCCCUUGGUAGUUGUACUAGUUUGGUGAUUUUGCAUUUGGAGGGUAAUUCAUUUGAAGGAACAAUUCCUCCAUCUCUGAAGACACUAAGAGGCUUAGAAGAAAUUGAUCUUUCGCGUAAUAACUUGUCAGGGCAGAUUCCUGAAUUUCUUAGCAAGUUUUUGUCACUUAAGCAUCUCAAUCUUUCUCAUAAUGAUCUCUUUGGGAAAGUGCCAAGUGAAGGGAUUUUUUCGAAUGUAAGUGCAAUCUCAAUAUUUGGAAAUGGCAAGCUAUGCGGUGGUAUCCCAGAAUUACUUUUACCAAAAUGCUAUACAAAGAGUCCACGCUCAUCCGUGAAACACCUUACACUCAAAGUAGUAAUUUUUGUCAUAUUGGUACUUGCUCUAUUGUGUUUUUUCCUCACAUGUUGUAUGGUUAAAAAAUGGAGAAAGAGGCCUUUGGCCACACCUUCCUUGAAGGAUUGCCGAUUGGCAUCUAUAUCUUACGCAAAACUCCAUGCAUCAACUAAUGGUUUCUCUGUGGAUAAUUUGAUCGGUUCUGGUAGUUUUGGUUCUAUAUACAAAGGAGUUCUUUCUAGUAAUGGAGCAAUUGUUGCAGUUAAAGUGUUAAACCUUCAAGAGCGAGGAGCUUCCAAGAGUUUCAUUAAUGAAUGCAAUGCUUUGAGAAGUUUACGUCAUCGUAAUCUCCUUAAGAUUAUCACUGCUUGCUCAAGCAUUGAUCAUCAAGGGAAUGACUUUAAGAGUCUAGUUUUUGAGUUCAUGUCUAAUGGAAGCCUAGACCAAUGGCUGCAUCCUAUAGAGGAUGAGCAACAUCGAUGCAAGAGAUUGAGCUUUAUUCAAAGAUUGAACAUAGCCACAGAUGUUGCUUAUGCAUUGGAAUAUCUUCACCUCCAUUGCCACACGCCAAUUGUUCACUGCGAUGUAAAGCCAAGCAAUGUCCUCCUUAAUGAGGAUAUGGUAGCCCAUGUUGGCGACUUUGGAUUAGCGAAGUUUGUCUUUGAAGCAUCACAUGAUCUCUCCAAAAAUGAAUCCAUGUCAGACUGCUUGUCAAGUGUGCUGAAGGGUUCCGUUGGAUACAUUCCUCCAGAGUAUGGGAUGGGUGGCCAAGUUUCCGUACUUGGAGACAUUUACAGCUAUGGGGUACUCUUGUUGGAGAUGUUCACUGGGAAAAGACCUACCGAUGACAUGUUCAAAGAUGGUUUGAGCAUUCACAAGUUUACUGCAAUGGCUUUGCCAGAACGUGUCAUGGAUAUAGCGGACUCGUCAAUGCUCUUUGAAGAAGAUGAAGAAGUUGCUCAUGAUGAGACAAAUAACGAUGGCAUAGAAGAAAGCGCAAUAAUCAAAGAAGUUGAUCGUUAUUUCAAUGCCGAAAGCAGAAUGGAGGAUUACUUGGUCUCAGUGUUGCAGAUUGGAUUGCUAUGCUCUACAACAUCACCUCAUGAGCGGAUGCCCACAAAUGACGUUGUCUCCAAACUGAGUGCAAUUAGAGACGCAUUUCUUAGAUUCAAGAAUGAGAACAGAAGGAGAAGAGGAAGAAGAAUGAGCUAGGAUCCUUCUAGCUAGACACUAUUGAAGGAUUUGGAGACUUUGGUGCAAGUUUGUGAGGAAUAAUAGCUAAGGUGCCUCUUUAUAUAUGUUAGUAAAUGAAUGGUGGUCUUGUCUUGUGGAUACUUUAGACUUACUAAAAUUGUUGUUUUGGAGACUUUCUAGAGUCCUUUGAAUUUUACAAUUAAUUAGUUGGAAUUGUUAUCGUGGUCUUUUACAUUGUGGAGUUCUU